AUGUGGGCCCAGUGGUCAAAGGACAGUAAGUUGGCGGAGCACCACAAUGUCAUGGUCCAACGAUCCUCGCAGAAGCGCAACCAGCUCCUGGAUGAGCUGCGCAAAAAGGAGGCUGAGGAGUGCACCUUUCAGCCCAAGACAUUGUCAAGAGGAAGCCCAAGGACCUUCUCGCGACCGGACUCGACAGGCGAAGUGAAAUGGGAGCAGCGCCUGGACCAGCGCAAGCGCGAUCAGCGCCUAAAGCAGGUGGAGGCACAGCAUUAUGCUGAGCUGACCCUGAAGCCGAAGAUCAGCCCAUUUGCCCAGGCCUGGAGCCAAAAGCAGGCCGAGGCUGUUCGCGAAAGUCAGACUGCCAACAGCGUCUUUGAACGCCUUUAUCAGGCAGCGCUGCAACAGGAGGAGAAGCAGACAGCCGCCAAAAGAGAGCGGGAGUCUGACCAGGCAGAGUGCCUUUCUCCGCCCGCAACGGUCAGCAAUCGCAACUCGCCACCGCGAAGGAUUCCCACUUCUGAGCUCCUCUACAGUGAUGCUCUUGAUCGACGAGAGCGUCUUCGCAUUAUGACGGAGCAGAUGCAGCUGCGACGCGAAGAAGAAACCAAGGAACGCUGUGCAGUGCUCUACAAGUCCAGCCGGUUGUAUUACCAGCUUAUUGAGAAGCAGAUCAAGGCAGCGUUUGAUGGAGCUACCAACGGCCAGCCGCAGCUUGCUCAAGCUUCUUUGGAGGACUUCUUGGUCCGCUUCAAAUGCAUGAGGCCCAGAAAGAACGGCGAGGCCUAUUGCUUGUUCAUGCGCAGGGUGGUCCUCUUAGUCUGCUUUAUGGUUGUCGUGCUCGUCACGGUCAUCGUGCUCGUCGUUGUCCUCGUCUUCGUUUCUGAGCGGUGCACAUAG
Messenger RNA from Symbiodinium pilosum, 888 nucleotides. Lineage: Eukaryota; Dinophyceae; Suessiales; Symbiodiniaceae. The record is from the annotation of a GenBank genome assembly.